This is a messenger RNA of Conger conger (European conger), 4913 nucleotides long. RefSeq lists its product as uncharacterized. The coding region runs from base 3316 to 4215 and encodes 299 amino acids. The record is from RefSeq and is a predicted model, not a curated record. NCBI's taxonomy places the organism in Eukaryota, Metazoa, Chordata, Actinopteri, Anguilliformes, Congridae. The transcript has 2 exons.
GGGGGGUUCACAGCAUUCAUCUUUUUUUUAUUUGUUUUUGGCCAGUUUAGAGAGGUGAUACUUAACGAGGGGCAACUCAUUACCUGUCACCCCUGUUACCCCCCCCCUCUCCAAACAGCGUGUGACAUUUCACUGCAGUACGUUUCUACUCGGUGUGUAUGAGGGCUCUGUCGGGUGCUUGGUGAGAAAAUAAAAUACUGUCAGUGAUCAGAAAAAUAACAAAAACAGACUGUCAUUUAAGUGGUGCUUCCCAGGUGACCUGAGGCGGGGUUGGGUGUUCAGGUCGUCUCAGAAAGGCCGCUGAACACCGGGUUUAAAUUCGGUGAAAGGGUCUGUCACGUUGGUCUGGAGUUCAGGGGCGUGACGGGGGGUGUAUUUUGGGCUAGGUUAGGUGAGGAGUCUUGACUGUUGUUUAUUCCUUCCAAAACGUGAGAAAGCACACCUUAUCCAGGCUGUCUGAACAGGUGUGUGUGGAGCGACCUCCAAACGUGAGUCAGCAGUAAUGACGGGGGGGGGGGGCUCAGUCCCGCUUAAAUUCCCGCUGAACUGAAAUCCGGCACCUUCGCUGAAAAACGGAACCGUGUCCCAACUUCGCUGUUCAUGAGUUGGAUUUGAAUUCCUGUCCUUGACAGUUGACGGACUUGGAACGGAACUGACUCCAGAACUUUUUUCUUCUGCUUCAGUGAGACCCGGACACUUCUUCAAACCCGUCUGGGCCUGUUUUGAGUUCUGCAGAUGUCCCUCAGCCCACUGAACCAGAGCCCAGAGUGAUGCCGGUCCUCCUGUGUGCGUACCGUCUGAAAAAAAAAUGGCGCUGACAUUUUGUGGUGUUCAGACGGGGACAUUUGAAGUGACAGGCUUUUAUCGACCGCUACUCCCGAGCCUCGUCAAGCCUGUGACUCACGGCUUCAUUGCCUUUUAAAGCCUGGCGCCCCAUUGGCUGUGUGGCUGUGACGUCACAGAAAGCCCGUGUUUCUCCCUUGGCGUUUGAUCUUCAGGUGCGCGGCGCGUGUCGCCAUGACGACGGUCUCGCCAUGGCGACGCGUGUAACACCGUCUUCCAGCGCCACACGACACAGGCGACAAUAGAGCAUUCGGGAAGGAUUCCAGUCGAGCAGCGGCCCAUCUUUGGACUGUCUGUCACCUUAAGUGGCGGUUUGAGGUGCCGGUAGAGGUGAAGGUUUCCUCAGUAACGUGCAUCUGUCCUUCAGAAUGACAUUUUUCUGUUUCUCAGGUCAGGCUUGAUAACACAACCUUUGGUUUGACACCUUGCAGUUUCAUCCAGCCUGUCUUUGGCACUGUGUUUAUUUUUUGGACAGGGCACACAGUUUCCCCCCCCCCCCCCCCCCCCCCUCCUCAUAAACGGAUUAGUAGAUAUGGAAUAACAGCAUGCAGCAUUUACGACAUACAGUUUAGAUUUAAAUAAGCUUGAAAUGUAGCCUCCUGUGCAAUUCCUUGGAGAGUACUGUUCUGAAGAGGACUCCUGACCUGAAUGUGUGUACUUUCCGUCGGUCUGAUUUUGGGCUGAAUGGUAAUCAGGAAAUGGUAUCCGUAGGACGGGUCACGUGACCCACCCCUGCCCUAUGUCGAGCGGCCAGUAUAUCAUGUGACGUCUACCCCACCGCCCCCGCCCUGGAGCUGGAAUGGUACGGCCGUGGAGUCACCGUAGUGCACCUUGUAGACGAGCCCCUGGAGACUUAGGCACCGGAGUCGGCUCUUCCCUUCAUCAUGUCUCCUCUCGUUCUGCCUCUGAUCUGUAGACAUCCGCAGCGGUCUGUUUAUAGCGUCUCCACCGUAUUAGUGUAUAAAUAUAAGGGCUUCCCUGUUACGGAACAUUCUGGUUUGGGUUUCACUCACCCGAGGCUGCGGAUGACGUGGGUUUGAUCCCAACUCCUGCUGGAGUCGUUUCCCCCCCUCCCCCUUCCGGCCUGGGAUCGGCGUGGAUUUUACGGAACGUCGACGGGCUCUUUGCGGGAGCGCUGCGUUCUCCGCUGGAUCGUGCAGCGGAAAGCCGGUGAGGUUGGGAACGCGACGUUCCCGUCAUCCGGAAGUCGGAAUAGAGUGCCGUGGUUCACGGAGCGAGGCGGUUUCCGCUCGACCUGCUCCAGGUGGCCCGUCUCGGACGGGACGUCCCAAGCUAGCCCGCAGCCCUCACUCCACUCCAUUUUUAACUUUGGGGGUCGGGUUUUUUUGGGGUGUCCCUCGCACUCAAUCCCACCAGUCAAAGGACUAAAGAGAGAGAACCUUACCCAUCCCCAGGACAGUAGCUCCCCCGUAGAGUGCAAACAAACAUAUUAACAAGAGUUUUAUGAAUUUAGGGUAGUGCAACUGGUUAAGUCUGCCAACUGUCGAUGUAUUGUUCUUAAUAAUCCUCUGUAAAAAAAAAAAAAAAAAAGUUUGAUUAAGAGUUGAAAUGGGUGACUUUAGCAACCUUCCUGAUGCUGUAGCAAAAUGAGCUGUUAUUUCACCCUACCCUUUGUAAUACACCUACCUGACGUGUUGAAAUAAAAGUCCCUUGAUAUCACAGCGUGUUGUGUUGCAUUAAUGCUGAAUCUUGGGGUUUCUCUGCUGUAGCUCCUCCCCCUGGCCUUGUUGGGAACUCGAUCAAAGUCACACUCGACAAACUCUCUUUGAUUUGCACAAGUGUCACAUGGGCUCUCUUGUCCAAUCACAGAAGGGAGGGCAGUGCUAUGAAAGCUUUGAUAAUGCCGUCAGUUGAAACGUUUGAAAUCAUUUCACAACCACGUCCUAUAAUGUUUCUGUUAUUGUGGUAAAUAACUUUGUAAGCUGGGAAAUAAUAUCUGUAGGUCCUGUCUCAACUGGAGGCAAAUUCCAGAAACUGACCAACAUUAUGUACACUCGUUUUAGACAUACGCACAUUUUAUGUUCAAGUGACGCUCCGAUUCAUUAACAAAAGUAGUGCCACCUGUUUGCCAACAGAUGGCGCCAUUGAUGAAGUUAACAAUACUGGCAUCCAGAGAGGCGUCACAAUACUUUUCACUGGAGUUCAGAGGAUGAAGUGUAUUUGAGGAGCUAUUGAUGAGAUAAGGGUCAUGAGACUUGCCUACUUGGUCUUGAACUUACAUUGCACCCUUAAGCAAGCUAGUGUAGAAUGCAAGUUUCCACGGAAACAUCAAUAGUAAAAAAAAAGAAAAAAGUCUAGAAUGCCUUGUUGUAUUGUUGUGUUGUGACCUCACAAGUGACUGGUGCUGUCAAUGUUCUCUUUAAAAGGAAGUGACUGGGUUCUGUUUCAGAGAGUCUGCUUGUGUCUGUAGUCUGAUAUAUGCGUCAACUGAAGACAAGUCUCCUGUUAUAAAUGGACACCCGGAACCUAAGCCCAGGUCCACCCAUCCUGCUGCUGCACGGCGUUCCCCAGGGACCCCACCUGGGGCCCGUGACACGAUCGGUGGCUGCCGGCAAGCCGCGCCCAGAGAGCAGGGCCCCAGGCCUGAAGAGGUGCAGGCCAAAGACCCGGCGAUGCGACCGCUUCUCCGAGAAAUACCGCCGGCUGAUGGAGGCGAUGGGCCGGAGCGAGGAGGAGGGUCUGGGCGCGGGCGGGGCCGGCCCCCGGGGGGGGGAGCGGGGCCAGGAGGGCCCCCAGAACAGCCCCCGCCACCCCGACAGCUACUCCGUCAAGUUCCGCACCCUGAUGGAGGUCAUGGGGCGGAGCGAGGAGAAGACGGCCACGCCCUGCGGCGGGAACGUCGCCGCGGCAACCCCCGCGACCGCCGAGGUGGAAGCCGCCAACGGGGGUCUGGGCGGGGCGGAGAGAGGGAGCGACGGCAGAGGCGAAAAGGAGGAUCCCGCCCCUCUUCAGAACGAGGAACAGGAGGAGGAGGAAGAGCAGGACAACAGCGCGGAGCUGGACUGGAUGGCCUCCAUGGUCGAUGCGCUGAUUGACGGGGAGCUCCACCAAUCGCAGGUUCAGGAGCCCGAGGGCGUCUGUCUAGCCCCGCCUACUGCACCACCCGUCACGGUCGUGGAUGAUGAACUUCCUGGACCAAUCACAAGCGAGCGACAGUCCCCCGGCGCGUGGAGUGGAAUCAGCGCGACCUCUGACCUGGACUUCUCCUUAUUGGAGGACGUCCUGACGAGACAGCAGCUGACCAGUCCCCCUGUGUCUCUGGGGCAGUAUUUGGACCUGGGUUUGGACCCCCUCGGUGACGUCUGUCUGUCUGAAUGGCUGUUCCUCAUAGACAAUAACCACCAAUUAUGAAAACUUUUUUUAUCCAAGGCAUGAGAUUUGUAGUAAAGAAUCAAGGUAAAAGUUAGAUUUCAGAAGAGAAAAAAAAAAAAAACCCUUUGGCAUUAUGUUAACGACUGAAAGUAUCUCGAUACACUUAAAAUUAAAUCAGUUUUUUUUUCUCCAAAUGGAUAGUAGCAUUUACUGUCAUUUCCUAAAUAUUUAUUCUUUUGUAUUACAUCCAGAAAGGUUUGCUGUGAACAUCUGUCGUUUGUCAACUGGCACGUUCUGUGAAACUGAAAUAUUUCUAAAAGUAGAAAAGGCUAAUCAAGUAAUUCCGAAGACAUAAAUAUUCCUGAAAAUACACCAAAUUAAUUUAUGAUGACAAAUUAAUAUUUCAUGCCUUCUCAGAUCAUUGUGAGGCACCAAUCGUGAGGGCAAAGUGCUCUAUUGCAGCAGAACUCAAAUCUGGCCCUCAGGGUCAGUUGUACAGCUGGUUCUCUUCCACCUGAUAGUCUGCAGUUCAGUAACGAUAUCACUGAUUGGCCAGAGAUUCCACUCACCUGGUGCGACAGGUUUAAAGCAGUCCCUGAUUGGAUGGGAGGAAUCAGAACCGACUUUCUUCCUUUUAGUAUUCUUUAGCUCCAGGACUUCCUGCUGUAACUGCUCUGUGCCUGUCUGUCAUUCUCACUGCUUCUGUGACGUGUAUCAUUUUCCAUAAUGAUGUAUCA